UUGCCACACAGUCGGGCCACCUGGUGAUUAAAUGCACCGCAGCUGUAGCCUUUUGAUACAUUUGAUAGAUGUAUUUAGAAAAUUACAGGCGAUAGCAACCGUAAUUCAAAGUACAGAAAAUAUUCUUCUUCUGCUUAACACAGCCGAUCGGAGCAUGCCGGUGAUUAAACCAAACGCACCGUAACUAGCAUGGGGUAGUGCAUCAACUACUGUAGUUCCAUUUUCUACCAUUCAGUUUUGAGUCCCAAACAAUGCGGCAGUACAGGUUAAUUUGACAUUCUCAGUUGGGGUUAUGGGGUGUCAAAAUCCGUACAAAGUAGUCUUCGGCCCGAGCGAAACUUUAUUUACAAAGCAUGUCUUCGAGAAAGCGUAAACAGUGGUCUAGGGAUUUAAAGUGUGUCUUCUUCCCGGAUGAUAUUGAAUGCGGUGUGAGAGGAGUGAGAAAACAAUCCGCACUUUCGUCAUCGUCUUCAGCCAGGAGCUGGGAAAAAUGCGGUGAGAGUUUUUUGGACUCUCCGCUCAUAAAGGAUGUGAAGACUUCUGGAAGAAAACUGUCUGUAGUAAGAAAGUUGGCGCAUUCACCAGUUUCAGACAACCGCAAUGAGGACACGGUGGACAUUGCGUGGAGCUCCUCCAGCGACAGUGGACAGUCAGACGACGAUGACGACCCCCAACAGCGACGUCCCCAGCCUCAGCUCGCAAGGAGACCUCCGGCCACCUCUCUGUCGCUCCCAAUAGCACCGCACACGCUCAGUACUGAUGAAGACAACCUGGCUGUCAUAGAAACAGACGAGUCAGAGCAGGACGUGGAAAAAGACAGCGGCCAGCAAAUCUCCGACUACGAGUCGCCGUUCCUCGAUGAAGAAACCGAAGACCUCCCAGCUAAGCCUACGGAUUUGGAAAUCUCUGGCUAUGCUUCUGACGGUGAGACUGACGGUGAGACACUGACCACCAGCAGACUAGACGCAGAGAGCCUUCUAGCAGGCAGUGGCGAGGGCAACAAAAGGUCUGUCAGCUACUGGGUCCGAUAUGCUCACGCCAUGCUUCAGACGCCCCAGAAGCCAUUUGACAGGCAGUCCAAGACCCCCGAAGACUCGGCCAAAAAGAAAAGGAAGUUUCAAAGCGGAGGUCUUGCGGAGAGGCUGAAUCGACUUCACAGCAGGCAGAGGUCAGCUGUGAGCUUCUGGAGGCACUGCUCCACCACGGACAACUGGACAGAAGCUGAAGCGGACAGGCCCGGCGUGCUGGUGCUGGAGGUGCUGGAGGUUCAGGAGGAGUGCAGCGCACAACUCGUGCGCUGCCAGCACCACCCGCCGCCCGGUCCCGCCAACCCCCUCCCUGAAGAAAGCGCUCAUGUGAUGGUGUUGCUCUCCAGGGCGACUGCAGCCCAGCUUAGCCCGGCGCCUGCGGACAUCAUCCACAUAUUCCCACCAUGGCAAAGUCUCUCCAUGGAGCGCUUAGGCUGUGAUAUUAUUCUUAACACACACUUCAGCCGGAAAAUCGGCCCCGCGUCCGAAGCGGCCUGUGCGCCGCCGAGAGACCUGUUCGCGGCAAAACGGCUCGUACCGUACCCCCUGUGUCGGACGUUUGGAACGCUGGAGAUUUGCAGGGAUGCUGAGGAAAGUGAUACUGAACAGGUAGCUGCCUGUGAUGCUUCUAUUAGGAGGGUAGCGAGCUCUGCUGUUCUGGCAAGGCAAUGUCAUUCUCUCCUGGAAGUUAUUGAUGGCCUGAGCCAGGCUGGUUCAUUCGACCAGGACGUGGUGGUGGUGGUCCAGAGGGUCUACUCCAUCCCUGCGCCUACUGCAUCCAUCGCUAAUGGCAGACUGCCUCCCAGGUCCUCCUACACUCCUCCUCCAGAGGACGGCAAGCGCAGGCUUUGUGUGCUGGUCCAGGACAGCUUUGGGAUGUUCAGCGUGGUGCAGCUGCACCUGCUGGCCUGCCGGGAUGACUUUCGCCAGUACUGCCGGGCGUGGCGCGGGCUGACCUGCGUGCUCCGAGGCCUUAAGGUGGUGCAGCGUGUCACCCGAGAAAGGCGCUCCAGUCUUUUCAGCUUGAUAGACAGUCUGUGGCCCCCGCUGAGGCCCCCCCUCGAGUGCCAUGGGAACGCACCAAGCAUGCCCAGUAGGCGUCCUCCGAGCUUCUGCUACCUGCUGUCAGGUCAGGAGAACUCCGUUGAACCCGUGCAAGAAGGUCCGAGCGUUUCCCCGCUGUACCUUCCGUCCACAGAGCAAACGUUGCGAGACGUACUGCGGAGUGACCACAAAACAGAUUGCUGUAGUUUUAGUGCCACUGUUAUUUACAAGAGAAUACAGAGGAGCGAUAUAGGUCAAGGUGAGGUUUGGCUGGUGCUGACAGACCAGAGCCUGCAGGACGGCUCGCCUGACAGGCCCUGCAGGCGAACGGUGGCAAUGCAUGUGAAUAACUCCUGUGCGCUCACUUCCUGCGUCCUAAAAGUACUGAAUGACCCCGCUGUGUGCCACUUGUCAUUCACAGAUGCCAUCAAGAAAAACGGUGUCCUGUUGUGCAUGGAACAUUCCAUCAUUGAAGUUGCGGACUCCGCAGUCUCUCGCUUGGCGCACGAGCCCCCGGCCCGACCUGCAAGACUGGAUCCACUCGGUGAAGAGGUCACACCCAACUCGCUGUGCACUCUCACAGGUGUGAUUGUUGGCGUGGAUGAGAGCACGUCUUACUCUUGGCCCGUGUGCAGCCGCUGUGGAAGCCACAAAUUAGAACUAAUACCGCCGUCAGGUUUGAGUUUCAACUGUGUCUCAUGCAAGUCGACGGUGGACAAGCCAAUCACCAAAGUGCAAAUGGAAGUCUUCCUGAGCUCUGCUUCUUUACAAAAUUGCACGCUAAAGGUUAAGCUGCAGCAAAAUACAAUCAUGUCCCUUCUUGACACGGACGUGCUGGAGCGUACAACGGCGUGUCCGGAGUACGCGGUGUCCAGCGUGCUGGGGAAAGAAGUGGGGCCCCUCACGCUUUACGUCCGCGUGGUCACCAUGAGACCUUUGCUGUGGAUCAGCUUGGAAGAAAUCAACCUCUGAGUUGUGGAAGAUUCAACCGGAAGCGAGAGAAGGAUCCUGGCUCACCAUUGGUCCAAAGUUCCCCGCGAAAAGUACGUCACAGGCAGUUUCGCGCCACUGCAGCAAACCCACAGA
Messenger RNA from Phyllopteryx taeniolatus (common seadragon), 3158 nucleotides. RefSeq names its product scaffold protein involved in DNA repair (gene spidr). Gene Ontology annotation, cellular component: nuclear chromosome; nucleoplasm. Bases 354 to 3044 code for a protein of 896 amino acids. Gene Ontology annotation, biological process: regulation of establishment of protein localization to chromosome; double-strand break repair via homologous recombination. The record is from RefSeq and is a predicted model, not a curated record. NCBI's taxonomy places the organism in Eukaryota, Metazoa, Chordata, Actinopteri, Syngnathiformes, Syngnathidae. The transcript is spliced from 21 exons.